This is a messenger RNA of Saxophila tyrrhenica, 1368 nucleotides long. RefSeq lists its product as uncharacterized. The transcript has 2 exons. Gene Ontology annotation, biological process: sphingosine biosynthetic process; phosphorylation. Gene Ontology annotation, cellular component: cytoplasm; intracellular membrane-bounded organelle; membrane. The record is from RefSeq and is a predicted model, not a curated record. Lineage: Eukaryota; Fungi; Ascomycota; Dothideomycetes; Mycosphaerellales; Extremaceae. Bases 1 to 1368 code for a protein of 455 amino acids. Gene Ontology annotation, molecular function: lipid kinase activity.
AUGUCUUCGCAGGGCGACAUGGACGCUGCAUCGAUCAGUGGCUCGGAGGGUGAAGGCUGGUUGACUGUCGUCGAUGAGAAGGGUACCAAGGUGUCAGUCGCCUACGAAAGGGUAAUCGCGAUACUGUCCGACAAGGCCUCUUCCGCAAACACAGAGAGUUCUAUCCGAACAGUCCUGUGUGUCAAGCCGGACAAGGAUGGACUGGAGGCACUCACCUCUGGCGCUCUGGAUCAGUUAAAGGUCUCGCUCCAGCCGACUGAACAAUGCCACUGGUAUAGAGAUGGAGCAGUUGAGGGUGUUGAACGCCAUGUUGUUGUCUCUACUGGCUCAGGCACUGGUACCGCUUCAACAGUCUGGCAGAACCUGGUCCAACCGUUGCUCGCUCGUCUGAGCGUGAGAGAGAACGAACAUUACCACCUCAAUUUCACGACCUCUGGAGGAAGCGUCGCCGAAUUUGCACGGAUGGUCUUGCUCCCUAAAGCCAACCAAGGUGUAGCUCUGGCCGUGCUGCUCUUGAGCGGUGAUGGCGGCAUAGUAGACAUUGUCAACAGCUUGCUUUCUGAAGACCGAUCAGCGGCAUACGAAAACCCAACGAUGAGUCUUCUUCCGCUUGGUACAGGAAAUGCUCUAGCCCACAGCUCAGGCAUCACAGGCGAUGCCACUCUUGGACUGAGGGCUAUGCUGCAAGGCACGCCAAAAGCAUUGCCAUUGUUCCGCGCGACUUUCUCUCCAGGGACGAAGCUGCUCGUGAAUGAAGGGCAGCAGGAGCAGCAUCUCCACAGCAUUGUCGGCGGCAAUCCUGUCGCACACGGAGCGGUCGUAUGCUCUUGGGGCCACCACGCAAGCCUAGUUGCAGACAGCGACACUACGGACUAUCGCAAGUUCGGCUCUAAACGCUUCCAAAUGGCUGCAAAGGAGGCGCUCUUCCCUGCUGACGGCUCGCCACCUCACGCCUACAAAGGUCGUGUCUCGGUCCGUCGACCAGGCCAAGCAGGCUGGGAAGACAUACCACCGAGUAAACAUGGAUAUGUCCUUGCAACUUUUGCUAGUCAACUCGAGGCCGGCUUCACUAUUAGUCCGCAGUCUAAACCACUGGAUGGGAAGCUGAGGCUGAUACACUUUGGUGAUCUUGGAGGUCAGGAAGCCAUGGAUGUGAUGACCAAAGCUUUUCAAGGCGGCAAGCACGUUGAGGAUGACAGAGUCCGGUAUGAGGUUAUCGAUAGGCUCAGUAUUGAGUUUCAAGAAGAGGACGCGAGGUGGAGACGGGUCUGCAUUGAUGGCAAGAUCAUCCGUGUUGAGAAAGGUGGAUGGGUUGAAGUAAGCACUGAUGUUGACAGUGUUGUGGAUUUGGUUUGCACGGAGUCGUGA